UUAGUUUGCAAUAUCUAUUCCUUCUUCUCUAAUCUUCUACUCUUCCAUGAUGUUUUUCUGCUGAAAGAUUGGUCAUUUUCAAUGGAGAACAAUAGUAAGAUUCUGAUAAUUGGAGCAACAGGGUUUGUGGGAAAACUCAUGGUGGAAGCAAGUGCUAAAGCUGGUCACCCCACCUUCGCCCUGGUUCGAGAGUCAACUCUUUCUGAUCCAUCAAAAUCAUCCAUCAUUCAAACAUUCAAAACCUUGGGUGUCAACCUGCUUUUGGGAGAUAUUCAUGACCAUCAGAGUUUGGUUAAGGCGAUAAAGAAGGUGGAUGUGGUAAUAUCUACUGUGAAUCACAGGCAGUUACAAGAUCAAUAUAAGAUCAUUUCGGCUAUUAAGGAAGCCGGAAAUGUUAAGAGGUUCUUUCCUUCGGAGUUUGGAAAUGAUGUGGAUCGAACUCAUGCUGUAAAUGAAGGACACGAGCUAUUAGACAAAAAAGUUAAAAUUCGUCGAGCCAUUGAGGCUGAAGGAAUUCCUCAUACCUAUGUUGUGGCUAACUUUUCCACUGGACACUUCCUACCCACUUUGUCAGAACUUCGUUUGAUAAAAACACCACUUGAUAAGGUUGUUAUUCUUGGGGAUGGAAACACCAAUGUUGUUCUUAAUAGGGAAGAAGAUGUUGCCACUUACACCAUUAGAAGUGUNGAUGAUCCAAGAACCUUGAACAAAAUUCUCUAUGUCCGACCACCAGGUAACACCUUGUCGUACAAUGAUCUGGUAUCUCUCUGGGAGAAGCAUCACUGUGAAACUCUUAAAAGAGUCUAUGUCUCGGAAGAGAAAGUUUUGAAGUAUAUUAAAGAAUCUUCAUACCCCAUCAACACGGGUCUGUCAAUUUGCCACUCUGCAUAUGUGAAGGGAGAUCACACUAACUAUGAAAUUAAGCCUUCAUUUGGAUUUGAAGCUUCAAAGCUCUACCCUGACGUUAAGUACACAACUUUAGACGAGUUCUUCCAUCAUAAUGAUUCCUGCACGCCAUUUUACUUGAACCAACUUAUAACCUUUAAUGAUGUAUAGAGUCUUACUUCUAGUAUAUUUAUCUGCAAGUGUUGGUUUUGCUUAAAGAUGCAUAAAACAGAGUUAGAAUCUCUUUUUCUUCUUGUCAAACUUAGUUCUCUAAAUAAAGAAACGUGUGGAGAUAUUAAAGAUAUUCUAGUUCUGUCACAUGUCUUGUAAUAAAAUCAGUGUUUGUAAUUGUUUAUUGUUACCUUUUUU
Molecule: messenger RNA, 1254 nt
Organism: Vigna radiata var. radiata (mung bean)
Lineage: Eukaryota; Viridiplantae; Streptophyta; Magnoliopsida; Fabales; Fabaceae
Product: isoflavone reductase-like protein
Exons: 5
Coding region: 82-1056 (324 amino acids)
Molecular function (GO): oxidoreductase activity
Source: RefSeq, a predicted model, not a curated record